Messenger RNA from Sander lucioperca (pikeperch), 5084 nucleotides. RefSeq names its product NPHS1 adhesion molecule, nephrin (gene nphs1). Gene Ontology annotation, molecular function: cell adhesion molecule binding. Gene Ontology annotation, cellular component: cell-cell junction. Lineage: Eukaryota; Metazoa; Chordata; Actinopteri; Perciformes; Percidae. The transcript has 32 exons. Bases 455 to 4156 code for a protein of 1233 amino acids. The record is from RefSeq and is a predicted model, not a curated record. Gene Ontology annotation, biological process: cell-cell adhesion.
GCAAGGAGUUAAAAUACGCACAUAGCCAACGUAGACACAUGUAACGUUGACAAUCAGAGAAAAAAACAGCAAACAAAUAUAAACGGAGGAAGACGGAUUCAGACGCAGCCAGUGAAACCAUAAGAAGUGAGAACACACAGCUAUCCUGGGAAAUUACUCUGUCGACAGACGGCACAUUGAGACUUCGUUAGCACAACCACCCAGCCUAGUGCCUCUCCAGCCUGAUUGAACAGAGCAACUCUCCAUGACAGAGUAAACAAAGCAGAAUCACAGGCAUGAUGAGACUAAGGAGUGAGAGAAGGGGGAGUCCCAUUGGCAUUCUUUAACAUCUCCGUUGCUCACUUGUGUUCAGAGAGCCAUCUGUAGAUCAGGAAGACAAAAAGAAGCUCCUGAGCCUCAGCGUCACUCAACAGGGUUGUUCCAGGAGUGUUGAAGGUCAGGUGUCAGCAGUGAAAUGGACUUCUUGUCAGCAUGGAUUGUGUCUCCUUCAGCUCUACCGUUUCUCUGCCUCAUCUGGGGCACACAUGCCCAGCAGGCCUUCAGGUCUGAGCCCAGGAACCUCACUGUGCGGAUGGGAGCCACAGCCGUGUUGAGGUGUGAGGUGCUGCGGGCCUCAGGGACGGUGCAGUGGGUGAAAGAUGGCCUCCUACUGGGACCACAGAGAAGCCUGCCAGGCUUUCCACGCUACAGCAUGAUUGGAAACCCCACUAGAGGGCAGUAUCACCUUCAGAUUGAGAAGGCCCAACUGGAAGAUGACGCCUCCUAUGAAUGUCAAGUGGGCCGGUCUGAGAGCAGUCAAGCAAUCAUUUCCAGUACAGUCUGGGUCAACAUGCUAAUUCCUCCUUCCAAGCCAUACUUUGAAGUGGACAUGGCAACACCUUGGACGGCGGGGAAGAAAUACGUUGUCACCUGUAUCGCCCCUGAUGCAAAGCCCAUGGCUGAAAUCACACUUUAUAAAGAUGGAGUCGAGCUGACAGGUGUAGAGUCUUUUAACAUGUCUGGCUCAAAGGAUAAGCUCCUGAAUACGCAUGCUGAAGUAAUAGUCACCGCUCUGAGCUCUGACAACGGGAGGCAGCUGGCAUGUAAUGCCAAGAAUCCCGCCCUUUUCCGGCCUGUGGAGACAACGAUGACCAUGAGCGUGCAAUUCCCGCCUCAGCCUCCUGUUAUUGUAGGUCUGGAGAGAGAGGACGUCAAAGCGGGGAGAACGCUCGUGUUGGAGUGUGUGUCUCAUGGUGGAAACCCCCUAGCUACUCUCCACUGGACCAAGAAUGGAGAAGUUCUGUCCACGACUUGGAAAAAGGACGUUGUGGCACAGAAGUCCAUCAGUAUCCUCUACUGGAAGAUCACACCCGCAGAUAACCAGGCAGUGCUGUGCUGUGAGAGCGUCAAUCUGGUGUCCCUGUCACCUCUGUCUGUCAGCCGCAAAAUCACUGUGCUCUUUGAGCCUGCAGAGGUGACACUGUUGGGUGAGUUCACGACCAUUGAGGGACAGAACUUGGUUCUGAGCUGCUACACCACCUCCAGUAAUCCGCCUGUUCAGAUCCGCUGGUGGCUGGGCUACAAGGAGCUCAACAGCAGUGUUGCAACUAUCGAAGAGGGAGACAAUGGUGGGAUGAUAACCAUAUCCAACAUGACCCACGUGGUCUCCCGGGAGGAUGAUGGGCUGCAACUCACUUGUGAGGCUUUCAAUAAGGGCACACACUUCUCCAAGUCCCAGAACGCCAUAAUCAAUGUCUAUUACCCACCUCUAAAGGUGUGGCUCGAUACUCCCCCUCAAGAUGUCCCCCUCCGUUCAGGGACCACAGUCCAUCUCAUCUGCUUCUCCACUGGAGGGAAUCCCCCUGGGACUCUGACUUGGUUCAAGAAUGGAAAGGCUUUGUCCGAUGCACUGAGACAGACAUCCUUUGAUCGCGGUGUGGCUCGAGAACUGGUCCUGGUCCUGACGGCCAGUGACAACAUGGCCACCUACCGCUGUGAUGCCACAAAUAAAGCAAAGAAGACAAUCUCUGCCCACACUAAGCUCAUGGUUAACUUUACAGCAAUAAGUAUGAAGAUCUCAACCAAACAGGAGGAGCUACGUCGGGGUCAGAUGCUUACUCUGGAGUGCCAGUCUGGAAGCAGUAACCCCAAGGCCAGCAUCUCCUGGAGCUUGGGCGCACUCAGGUUCCAGGGAGUGGAGCAGCCACCCAAGAGGGCUCAGUUUGGUGGUGUGUCAGUGCACAGUUCUCUAUCCCUGAAUCUGAGUUCACAGCAUCACAACCAGAGGGUCAUUUGCCAGGCCUACAGUCCUGUGCUAGCAGAGGGGGCUAACACAUUCUUUAAACUCAAUGUGCUUUACCCACCAGAGUUUAGCCCAGAGCAGCCAACGAAGGUUCAGGUGGUGGAGAACUACAUGGCAACCAUCCCACUGCUGGUCUCAGCUAACCCAGAGAAGGUCUCCUGCAUUUGGCUGCACCGCAGGGAGAAGCUGGUCAAAGUGGGGUAUCUGCGCUACAACUGGUCAGACGAGAACGCACUGGAAAUCAGGAAUGUGACGAGGAAUAAUGCCGGAGUUUACACGGUCAAGUGUUCAAAUGAUGAGGGUGUCAACCAAACCUCCAUCAUGCUGGACGUUCAGUAUGCUCCCAGUGUCAAGGCAGAGAAAGACCCUGUGUUAGUGAACCUGGGGGAAACGGCAGACCUGAUAUGUGUGGCAGAUGCCAACCCCAUUAUAUCUGACAUGUUCUUUUGGAAAUGGCUGGGAGAAGGGGAGGUGGAGGUGGGACAGGAGACCCAGGAAGACAAAUAUGGCCUUCUGACCAUCCACAAUGUGACUCGGGCUCAUGCUGGUCUUUACCAGUGCACAGCCAAUAAUGGCAUAGCACCCCCUGCCACUGUAGAUGUGCAGCUGAUAGUGCAAUUCAAACCAGAGAUUCAGAAAGGAGCCCAAUGGCGGAAGGUAGCAAGUAGAGGGGAUGGCACCACUACAGCUGAGGUUGUGUGUUGGGCAGAAGGUAUUCCUCGUGUCGACUUCUCUUGGGAAAAAAAUGGUGUACUUAUGGACUUUGCAAACCACAGGUAUGAGGAGCAGACUGUGAGCGAGGGCUCCUUCCAAACCAGCACAGUCAGAGUUAUAAAUGUGAGCGCGGCUCUGGACUAUGCUGUCUUCAGCUGCACUGCUCGCAACUCACUUGGGGAAGACAAGCUAGACAUCCAACUCGUCAGCACAAAUCACCCAGAUCCUCCGACGUCGUUUCGUAAAGUCAGCGUCUCCCAUGACUCGGUCACUCUGGAGUGGAUCCCCAGCUUCAAUGGUGGUUUGCAGCAAAGAUUUCGUAUAAGAUACCGUUCUGAUCAGUCAGCCAGUUUCCUCUACAUGGACGUCUUUCCUCCCAGAGCAUCAACCUUCACCGUCACUGGCCUGAAGCCUGUCACCACCUACAACUUCUCUGUCAAUGCCCUUAAUGCAAUUGGAGAGAGUGGCUAUGCUGACAACAAUGCAGUACUCACCAUCACCACCAUGGAGAGGCCAGAAGAAGAAGUCCCAGACGAGGAGAGAGGAUAUUUGACAGAAGUCUUGACAGUGGUGUUUGGAGUCCUGCUGGUAUUGAAUUCACUGGGUUGCUUCUUUGGAUUGAGGUGGAAGAAAAGGCAAGGCCAGACAGGGGGUAAAGGAGGCAGUGUAUUGAGUGGAAAGAAGAAUAAAGAGGACGGGUCCAGUCAGUCAGCUGUAAGCAACUCCAAUAAGUAUGAGAGCAGAGAAAAGAUCAACGCCGCAGCCCAGCGCACCCUCCUACUCGACUCUGGAUCUGAAAGUGACAGCAAUGUCUACGAGAGCUAUGCGGCGGAAAGUUCCCAUUAUUAUUACCCCACCGGUGACUACAUGCCUCCUCUCAGCCCACUCCCUGAGGAAACGCGUAGGCUUGAUGUCACCCACCUCCCCUUGGACGCUCACAGCCAUCUGUAUGAAUAUGUAAGAGACGGGGGUCUGUACCAGGACAUCCUGGCUUCCCCUCUUCCUUCCCCUCCGUCUUUGUUUGACCACAGAUUGCCUCAUCAAAGGAAUGAGUGGAGAUCACCAACCUACCCUCAGCAGGCUGCUGAGAGAGCGAGGGAUGUUCGACAACUGCAGAGAGAUUCUGAUCUUCCCUUUGAACUCCGAGGCGAAUUAGUCUAGAAGGAGAAGGUCAGAGCACACAAAUGCGCUAUGACGGGGUUUGUGACUCAACAGUAGUCAUUGAGUACAGUGUUGUAUAGGAGAUACAUACAAUGUUCCUUUUUGUUUUAUUCCUUUUGAAUGGUCACCUUAAAUGUACCUUUUACAAGAGUAGAAUGUAGCUGAAUGCUUGAUGUAAAAUGUCAUAUAAUACAGUAUUUCACUUUCACAAUUUUUCUGUCUAUAUUGUUAACAUUGAGUUGGUCCAGAGUAAGGUAUGGCAAACUGAAGAAGCUGAACAGAAGCAAACUAGAAAAAAAAUUGAAAGCCUCAAUAACCUCAUGGAAAAAGAAUGUCCAAAUGCUACUGUAUAUGCUUUUUCUUUUAACACGGACGGGCACAAGCUUAUUUUUGUUCUCCCUCUGUUAUCUCACUCCUCUCACUCCUCCCUUGACCUCGCUUUGUUCUUUCGCCUUUACUCUCUUUCUUGGAGCCAAGACACGGUCAUUCCCCUUCUUUGGCCUGCAGGUAGACAUGAAUCAGUCAGUUAGAGACAAAAAUGGACUGACAACGCUUAGUUUGGCACUGGGGCAGAAGCAGCACGGAGUCACAAUGCCACCCAAGCAGACAGCAUCUUUUUGACCCAUCCAAUGUCAACAACAGUGGCCUGUCCCUCCCCUCUCUGAUACAAAGACUUUCACAGUUAGUCCGUUGGAAUUCCUACAAUUGGAUAGUACUGAGUGGUAUUUAGCAUGGUUAUGUCUUCAGGAGGUAAAACCAUAUUUAGGGCCAUACUCUAAUCCUGUUUUCUCUCGGAUUGAAGUUCAGCUCACAGCUUCAGUGAGAGAGAGGCCGUGCAGGGAAUUUGUCUCACUGAGAUUGGUCAGUCAAAUAGAGAUAGAGUCAGGAAGAGAGGGUUAGGCUAAGCUGCUACUGUGUCUAUGGCUAC